AUGAAGAAGCUCUUUGGGAGAGACAAGGCCAAGGUCGUCAAAGUCACUCCGGGCAUCCGCGACGACGUUUCUGUCCUUGGCGAAAACGACACACCCCCGGCCUCCAGACACGACAGAAUUCACUCCAACCCAGAAGACGCCUGGGACAUGGUCUCGGAGGCGGAUCCUCCACUACACCCACUACGACACGCCCCAUCUCAGCAGUCUUCAUACACCUCCAUCAACCAUGUCGGCUCGCCGAACCCCAGCCCAUUACCGCGCCCAAGUUCUCCCUUCGCUUCUAACGGUCUUCCCCCACCGCAAAACACCGUAAAGUCAAAUCAGACCAAGGACCAAGGCACCGUCCUCCGCAAGAAGACCCCUGCGGCUCCGAACGCAUUCGCUGCCGUCGGCAUCCUCAACUCUCUCAACCCCUCCCAUCUGGAGCCUGUAGACUCAAGGGAGCAGUCCGAUGACGGAUUCACGGACUCCUCACAUAGAGAAGACAAGGAGAAGAGGGAGAAGCGGCCGUUCUGGGAACGGUCAAAUAACAAAGAGAGGGACAGAGAGAAGGAUAGAGCGAGAGAGCACGAGCGGGAAAGGCAGCAUCUUUAUACGAGAGAGAAGGAGCGGGAGAGGGACAGGAGAGAGGACGGUGUGCCUGCUGAGCUUACACGAUUGCUUGGCUACCUCUUCGCAACAUCCUCAGAAGACUGGUCAUUGGUUCUAGAGGUCUGUGAUAGAGUAUCUACGAGCGAGGAAAAUGCGAAGGAGGCUGCAAAGGCACUCCGGCGAGAGUUCAAAGGUGGCGAACCAUCGACUCAGCUUUCGGCGGCUCGAUUGUGGGCGAUUAUGCUCCGCAAUUGCUCUCUGUCCUUCGUCAAGCAAUGCACCUCGCGCAAGUUCCUUGACGCACUCGAGGAAGUCCUCAAAGCCAAGACCACUACUCCCGUAGUGCGGGAACGGCUGAUCGCCGUUCUCGCCGCAGCUUCGUACGCGAGUGAUUCCGAAUCCGGGUUCAGGCACCUCUGGCGAAAAGUAAAGCGUGAAGACCAACCUGAUGAGGGUGUUCCGUUCGAUACGGACGACGCGAUGUUCUAUCCCGUUACUCCAAGACAUUCUGUGGGACCGAACUCAUUGCAACCGCCAAUCCUUGACCCACAACCCCAACCCCAGCAUCCUCAUAGCCUCCAACCUGGCCACCCUCAGGCUCUGCAACGCAACCCUUCCCAGCUUCCGCAACAACCCCCUACUCUACACCAACCCCAACCCCAGCGACCGCCUGCCACGGUCACAUCGAGCAAGCCUAGGUCUCGCAAUCGCGUCAUUCCUCCAGAGGAAGACAUUCGUCGAUUGUUCCAGGAGUGUAAGGUCGGCCGAGGGAAUGCAAACCUCCUCUCAGAGGCCCUCACGUAUGCGAAGCCGGAGGACCUCAGGAGCAAAGACAUUAUCAAGGAGUUUUAUGCCCGAUGUCGCGCUUCGCAAGAGCUCAUCUCCGCUCAAAUUCCCUGGGCCUUUGCUCAAGCCGAGCGUUCGCGUGAAGCGUUGCUUUCCAAAGGUGGAGCGAAUCCGAAACCGCCAAAGGAGGGCAGGCAUUCAAUAGACCAGGACCGUCCACCCUCCAGCCCCAAAAAGGACAAGGAGGAGCACCAGACGACGGAAGAGAAGCUCCUUGCUGCAAUCUUGGCGUCGAACGAGGAGCUGCUUGAAGCCCUUCGCCUUUAUGACGACCUUGAACGAGUCGGCAUCGAGCGGGAUACCGAGGAGAGGAGCAAACGGGAUGUCCGGAUGGAUCGUACGCGUCUUCACGUCGACGAGGAAAACAAUUUGCAGUACCUCGAGCCGACGGAGAACCUCAUCGGCGGGUCUUCCUCCUCCCGCGCGCCAUCACCACCGCCCUCGACAUCCCCUUCACCUGCCCCAUCGUUGGUCAUCACCUCCGCCCACGGUCAUGGCAGCAGCCAUGCGGCCCCCGUUCCCAGCCAGCCGGCACCGGGGCGCGCUCCCCACCCCGUGCAGCAUACAAGCUCGCAAGGGUCAGUGCUAUCGCUCGCGCCGCCCCCACCAGCACCGCACGGUCCGCGACUGCCACAGCAGCGGUCGAACACGCCCUCUCCGGAGCGGGGGCAGUUGAACCACGUCGGGCGGGCAUCGAUGGAGAGCACGACGGCGAGGCAGCCGAGCAAUCUCCGGCACGACAGCAGCUCCGAGCCAUCGGACGCAGACCUCGACGAGUGCAAGACGCCUGUGCGGCCGAGCGCGAAGGCUCUGGGGAAGCGCAGGGUGGUCGAACCCCCCGAAGGCGAACGCGCGUUCGACCCGGACGACCUGUUUUACGAGCAGGGCCAGAACCCGAACAACAACGGCGUGCAGCACUCGGACGACUCGGAGUCGGACGACGGCAAGGCGAAGGGCCCGUGGCACCGCCCAGUGCAUUAUGUGUACGACGCUGCGGCGGAGCGGACGCAGCAGCGGAUUCGGGAAGGGCGGCUCGCCGCGGCGGCGCUCGUGGGUGGAGUGCACUAG
Molecule: messenger RNA, 2505 nt
Organism: Epithele typhae
Lineage: Eukaryota; Fungi; Basidiomycota; Agaricomycetes; Polyporales; Epitheliaceae
Exons: 10
Coding region: 1-2505 (834 amino acids)
Biological process (GO): endocytosis; actin cortical patch localization; actin filament organization
Cellular component (GO): actin cortical patch
Molecular function (GO): ubiquitin binding; phosphatidylinositol binding
Source: RefSeq, a predicted model, not a curated record